AUGCGAGGAAUCAUUAACGACUUCAGGAAAAGAACGUCGAAGCUUCCUCCUAUCUGCGGUGGUAUGUGGUUGGCUUCCACCAAAGACGGUAGGGUUGCUUUUCUCACCAAUGUUAGAGAACUCCAAAACAUUCCACAACCCAACACUAGAGGAGAUCUUCCACUUCGUUUUCUUCAGGGGAACUAUCUUGUUGACAUUGUAUUUGGUGGUACGGACAGCGUACAGCUGAACUUAAAUUUUGAAACCAGCUUUUACAAUCAUAGUUGA
This is a messenger RNA of Lathyrus sativus (Indian pea), 267 nucleotides long. Lineage: Eukaryota; Viridiplantae; Streptophyta; Magnoliopsida; Fabales; Fabaceae. The record is from the annotation of a GenBank genome assembly.